UGCCAGUCAUUCUGCCGACGAGACGAAUUAUGAAAGAGACAACAGCCAAGAGACGCGAGAAAUCCAAGGACUCCAAAGCUGAUAAACAGAAGGAUGCGGGCCCCGAGCCGCAGGAUGUGGAGAUGCCAGAGGAAGACUCGGCUACUGCAGAAAAGAAACCCAAGGAACUUGAUACCCUCACACUUGAAGACAUCAAGGAGCAUGUAAAGCAGAUAGAGAAGGCUGUGUCGGGCAAGGAGCCUCGCUUUGUGCUGAGGGCCUUGCGUGCCCUGCCCUCCACCAGCCGCCGUCUCAACCCCAAUGUGCUGCACAAGGCUGUGUCUGGCUUCUACACCUCCAAUGCCGCCGGCAAGGAGUUCCUACUCAGCUUUCUGGAGGAGCCCAUGGACACCGAGGGAGAUGUCCAGUUCAGGCCCCGUACAGGGAAGGCAGCUGCCACCCCCCUGAUCCCUGAGGCGGAGGCCUACCUGCAGCUACUCCUGGUGGUUUACCUCACCAACAACAAACGCUACACAGAGGCCCAGAAGGUGUCAGACGAGCUCUUGCAGAAGAUCGGCCCUCAGAACCGGCGGGCUCUGGACCUGGUGGCUGCUAAGUGUUACUACUACCACUCCCGCGUCUACGAGUUCCUCAACCAGCUGGACACCGUGCGUAGUUUCCUGCACACACGCCUGAGGACAGCCACCUUGCGGCACGACGCCGACGGCCAGGCCACGCUGCUCAACCUGCUGCUGAGGAACUACCUGCAGUACAACCUGUACGACCAGGCUGAGAAGCUGGUGUCCAAGUCAGUCUUCCCCGAGCUGGCCAACAACAACGAGUGGGCCCGCUACCUCUACUAUACAGGUCGUAUCAAGGCUAUCCAGCUGGAGUACACAGAGGCCAGGAGGACCCUGACCAACGCCUUGAGGAAGGCCCCCCAACACACAGCUGUGGGCUUCAAACAGACAGUCCACAAGUUGCUGAUUGUGGUGGAGCUGUUGCUUGGGGAGAUCCCAGACAGGCUGCAGUUCCGCCAGGCUCCACUGAAGAGAUCCCUAGCGCCCUAUUUCCUGCUCACCCAGGCUGUCAGGACGGGUAACCUGGCCAAGUUCAACCAGGCCCUGGAUCAGUUUGGAGAGAAGUUCCAGGCAGACGGCACCUACACCUUGAUCAUCCGCCUGCGACACAAUGUCAUCAAGACAGGUGUGCGUAUGAUCAGCCUGUCAUACUCUCGUAUAUCACUGGCAGACAUCGCUCAGAAGCUGCAGCUGGACAGUCCAGAGGAUGCUGAGUUCAUAGUGGCCAAGGCAAUCCGUGAUGGAGUGAUCGAAGCCAGCAUUAACCAUGAGAAGGGCUAUGUUCAGUCUAAAGAGACCAUGGACAUCUACGGUACCAGGGAGCCCCAGCUGGCCUUCCACCAGAGGAUCUCCUUCUGCCUGGACAUACACAACAUGUCUGUCAAGGCCAUGAGGUUUCCACCCAAGGCUUACAACAAGGACCUAGAAUCAGCAGAGGAGCGCAGAGAGCGGGAGCAGCAGGACCUGGAGUUCGCCAAGGAGAUGGCCGAAGAUGACGACGACAGUUUCCCAUGAUCCUCUGAGGGGAGCAAGUGCAAGGAUGCCUUGACUUUUUUUCCCUUUUUCUCCCCCUCCAUCCUUCCUCCUCCCUCUUGUAAUAGUUGUUUUUGUUUAUUUCUCUGCAGGCACAAGGCCAUUAUAAUGUUAUAUAUCUAUGUUAGCAUUCUAACAUACAAUAAGAACCUCUAUUCAACUCUACCACUGGUCCUCGUUGUCCCUGCUUUUAGACUUUGCGUGUCACUGUUAACUUGCUGGUGGAAGCAUUUGGUGUAUCUGUACUGAGUUUGAGGCCAGCACACAAAUAAACAGUCUUUGUCAAUUUAA
Salmo salar (Atlantic salmon) is the source of this 1883-nucleotide messenger RNA. RefSeq names its product 26S proteasome non-ATPase regulatory subunit 3 (gene psd3). Gene Ontology annotation, biological process: regulation of protein catabolic process; ubiquitin-dependent protein catabolic process. Gene Ontology annotation, molecular function: enzyme regulator activity; protein binding. The record is from RefSeq and is a predicted model, not a curated record. Gene Ontology annotation, cellular component: proteasome regulatory particle, lid subcomplex; proteasome complex. Lineage: Eukaryota; Metazoa; Chordata; Actinopteri; Salmoniformes; Salmonidae.